AUGACGCCACACAAACACAACAAGACGCCACAAGCAUACCCCACAGCCGAUCUGAGGAGGAACCUGUGCAGGAACCCUGAUGGGGACCGCGCCCCCUGGUGCUACACCACGGAUCCCAAAGUCCGCUGGGAGUACUGCAACCUGGAGAAGUGCUCCGCCAAGCCCCCCCCCGGGCAGCCCAGCUCCCCCCCGGAGCUCCAGGCCACCCAGACCCCGACGGACAGAGACUGCAAGGAAGGAAAUGGAGACACCUACCGAGGGCCCACCUCCAUGACGGUUUUGGGGGUCACCUGCCAGGCGUGGAGCGCCCAGAGCCCCCACCAGCACAACAGCUUCACCCCGGAGACGCACCCCACCAAGGGCCUGGAGGGCAACAGCUGCAGAAACCCGGACAACGACGCCAACGGGCCCUGGUGCUACACCACCGACCGCAGCAAGAAGUGGGACUACUGCCAGAUCCCCGACUGCGCUGGAAUGAAUUGUGGGACACCAGUUGUCAAACCGAAGCGCUGUUUCGGUCGUAUUGUUGGCGGUUGUGUGUCUAAAGCUCACUCGUGGCCCUGGCAAAUCAGCCUCCGGACCAAUACCGGAAUCCAUUUCUGUGGAGGAACUCUGAUUCACCCUCAGUGGGUCGUCACUGCCGCCCACUGCCUGGAGAGGUCGAAGAGGCCCUCGGCCUAUCAGGUGGUGCUGGGGAUCCACCAGGAAGCAGCCAGAGAGUCGUCCAAACAGAUACGACAGCUGGAGAAACUGGUGCUGGGACCCGACCGGGCCGAUAUCGCUCUGCUCAAACUGGACCGACCCGCCCUAAUAAAUGACAAAGUGCUUCCUGUAUGUCUGCCAGAAAAGGACUACAUUGUUCCCAGUAGAACCGAGUGUUAUGUCACUGGAUGGGGGGAAACUCAAAAUACAGGAGGUGAGGGUCUUCUGAAAGAAGCUGGUUUCCCCGUUAUUGAGAAUAAGAUUUGCAACCGUCCGUCCUACCUGAACGGAAGAGUCAAAGAUCAUGAAAUAGUCAAAGAUCAUGAAAUGUGUGCAGGAAACAUCGAGGGAGGAAUAGACAGCUGCCAGGGAGACAGUGGCGGUCCUCUGGUUUGUUAUGCUCAGAACCGGUUCGUCCUCCAGGGAGUGACGUCCUGGGGCCUGGGGUGCGCCAACGCCAUGAAACCCGGCGUCUACGCUCGGGUCUCCAAGUUUGUCGACUGGAUAGAGAAUACCAUCCAAACCAACUAA
Menidia menidia (Atlantic silverside) is the source of this 1233-nucleotide messenger RNA. Lineage: Eukaryota; Metazoa; Chordata; Actinopteri; Atheriniformes; Atherinopsidae. The record is from the annotation of a GenBank genome assembly.